AUGAGCUAUUGGGCUUUGGUUCCAAAAGGAAAGAAAAAAAUGAGCCUCUACGAUCCUUAUAUUGGGCGUGAUGAAGGCCCAAGCAAACUUAACACGACAUUCGACACCAACGAUCUCAACAACUCGAUAAAUCGAUACAGUAGUACACAAUGCGUACAAGUACCAAGGGCUAACGGGUGGGGGGAUUCUCUACAAGGUGGUGGUCGUAAACUGAGUUGUCCUGGAAGAUAUAGCCACAAAUAUUAUGUUACAGAAAUUCAAAGGCGGGGAACAAGUUUUCUUGCAAACGCUACAUCUGAAUAUUCAGACAACGCAAACGAUUCUGGAGUAUUUCGUAGUCCUCAAAUAAACGGAAAAACAAUUGGAGCUACAUUAGAUGUUGUUUACAAAUACUCAAGAGCUUACACUCUAAAAGGAACGGCAUUGUCCAUCAUUUCAAUUUCCUUGCUUGCCGUGCAGAACCUAUCGGAUUUUACUCCAUCGUUCUUUCUUGGGGUUUUGCAGGCACUCCUUGGCGGUUGUUUGGCCAAUUUGUAUGUUGUGGGCAUAAAUCAACUCUCAGAUAUCGAGAUCGACAAGGUUAACAAACCAUAUUUGGUGUUGGCAUCUGGCGAACUUCCUGUCAAAACUGGCAUUCUGCUCACCUCCUUCUAUGCUCUUUUGGGAUUAUGUCUUGGGUGGAGUGUUAAAUCAUGGCCCUUUAGGUUGGGUCUCUUCCUGUGGUAUGCGUUUGGAACUGCGUAUUCCGUUCAUAUUCCAUUACUACGAUGGAAGAGGAUUCCUGUGCUUGCUGCAAUGUGCCUUUGGUCAGUCCAGGGCACGAUCGUUCCUGUUCUGUUCCACCUCCAUGCUCUGACAUACAUAAAAGGAAGAACACUUGUACUUUCGAAGCAUGCACUUUUUGUAUCUGGAAUCAUGAGCAUCUACGGUAUAGUUAUCGCACUUUUUAAGGACGUUCCUGAUGUCGAGGGAGAUAGGAUUAAUGGAAUAAACUCCUUUGCUUUGCAAUUUGGGCAAAAACGCGUGUUUUGGAUUUGUAUAUGGCUUCUAGAAAUGGCAAACGGUGUGGCUAUAUUGACCGGGUUGUCAUCAACACAUUUUUGGAUCCGAUCGAUCAUGGUAAUUGGUCAUGGCAUUCUUGGUCUUAUACUUUGGAGAAAUGCAAACUUAGUUGAUCUCCAGAGCAAUGACGCGAUUGAAUCCUUUUACCUUUUUAUUUGGAAGCUAUACUACGCGGAGUAUUUGUUGGUGCCCAUAUUACGAUUUUAA
Molecule: messenger RNA, 1269 nt
Organism: Erigeron canadensis
Lineage: Eukaryota; Viridiplantae; Streptophyta; Magnoliopsida; Asterales; Asteraceae
Product: homogentisate phytyltransferase 1, chloroplastic-like
Exons: 11
Coding region: 1-1269 (422 amino acids)
Cellular component (GO): membrane
Molecular function (GO): prenyltransferase activity
Source: RefSeq, a predicted model, not a curated record